Messenger RNA from Rhinolophus ferrumequinum (greater horseshoe bat), 2304 nucleotides. RefSeq names its product heat shock protein family A (Hsp70) member 1 like (gene HSPA1L). Gene Ontology annotation, biological process: protein refolding; cellular response to unfolded protein. Gene Ontology annotation, molecular function: ATP-dependent protein folding chaperone; ATP binding; heat shock protein binding. The record is from RefSeq and is a predicted model, not a curated record. NCBI's taxonomy places the organism in Eukaryota, Metazoa, Chordata, Mammalia, Chiroptera, Rhinolophidae. Bases 66 to 1991 code for a protein of 641 amino acids. Gene Ontology annotation, cellular component: cytoplasm; blood microparticle; vesicle. The transcript is spliced from 2 exons.
GGAUCCCCACCGACAACGUUACCAAACUGGAACGAAGGCGGCGGGAAAAUAGGCCUCGGAAAAACAUGGCUGCUGCCAAGGGAAUAGCCAUUGGCAUCGACCUGGGCACCACCUACUCGUGCGUGGGGGUGUUCCAGCACGGCAAGGUGGAGAUCAUCGCCAACGACCAGGGCAACCGCACCACCCCCAGCUACGUGGCCUUCACCGACACCGAGCGGCUCAUCGGGGAUGCGGCCAAGAACCAGGUAGCCAUGAAUCCCCAGAACACUGUCUUUGAUGCCAAACGCCUGAUUGGCAGAAAAUUUAAUGAUCCUAUAGUGCAAUCAGAUAUGAAACUUUGGCCUUUUCAAGUAGUCAACGAAGGAGGCAAGCCGAAGGUAUUGGUGUCCUACAAAGGAGAGAAAAAAGCUUUCUACCCUGAGGAAAUCUCUUCUAUGGUACUGACUAAGAUGAAGGAGACUGCUGAGGCUUUUUUGGGCCACCCUGUCACCAAUGCUGUGAUCACUGUGCCAGCCUAUUUCAAUGACUCGCAACGCCAGGCCACCAAGGAUGCAGGUGUAAUUGCGGGUCUUAAUGUGCUAAGAAUUAUCAACGAACCCACAGCUGCUGCCAUUGCCUAUGGUUUAGAUAAAGCAGGUCAGGGAGAGCGACAUGUCCUGAUCUUUGAUCUGGGUGGAGGCACAUUUGAUGUUUCCAUCCUGACCAUAGAUGAUGGGAUUUUUGAGGUGAAGGCCACCGCCGGGGACACCCACCUGGGAGGGGAGGACUUUGACAACAGGCUGGUGAGCCACUUUGUGGAGGAGUUCAAGAGGAAGCACAAGAAGGACAUCAGUGAGAACAAGCGAGCCGUGAGGCGGCUGCGCACCGCCUGCGAGAGGGCCAAGAGGACCCUGUCGUCCAGCACCCAGGCCAACCUGGAAAUUGAUUCACUUUAUGAAGGAAUUGACUUCUACACAUCUAUUACCAGAGCCCGGUUUGAAGAGUUGUGUGCAGACCUGUUUCGGGGCACUCUGGAGCCUGUCGAGAAGGCUCUUCGGGAUACCAAGAUGGAUAAGGCUAAAAUCCAUGACAUGGUUUUAGUAGGGGGCUCCACCCGUAUACCUAAGGUUCAGAGGUUGCUGCAGGACUACUUUAAUGGCCGAGAACUUAACAAGAGCAUCAACCCUGAUGAGGCAGUGGCCUAUGGGGCUGCAGUACAGGCAGCCAUUUUGAUGGGGGACAAGUCUGAAAAGGUACAGGACCUGCUGCUGCUGGACGUGGCUCCCCUGUCGCUGGGGCUGGAGACGGCCGGCGGCGUGAUGACCGCCCUGAUCAAGCGCAACUCCACCAUCCCCACCAAGCAGACGCAGAUCUUCACCACCUACUCGGACAACCAGCCCGGGGUGCUGAUCCAGGUGUACGAGGGCGAGCGGGCCAUGACCAAGGACAACAACCUGCUGGGGCGCUUCGACCUGAGUGGCAUCCCCCCGGCCCCCAGGGGCGUGCCCCAGAUCGAGGUGACCUUUGACAUCGACGCCAAUGGCAUCCUGAACGUCACGGCCAUGGACAAGAGCACAGGGAAGGCCAACAAGAUCACCAUCACCAACGACAAGGGCCGCCUGAGCAAGGAGGAGAUCGAGCGCAUGGUUCUGGAUGCUGAGAACUAUAAAGCUGAAGACGAAGUUCAGAGAGAGAAAAUUGCUGCAAAAAAUGCCUUAGAAUCCUAUGCUUUUAACAUGAAGAGUGCUGUGAGUGAUGAAGGUUUAAAGGGUAAGAUUAGUGAGACUGAUAAAAAGAAAAUACUAGAUAAAUGCAGUGAGGUCCUUUCAUGGCUGGAGACCAAUCAACUGGCUGAGAAAGAUGAGUUUGAUCAUAAGAGAAAGGAAUUGGAGCAAGUGUGUAACCCAGUCAUCACAAAACUUUACCAGGAAGGAUACUCUGGGCCUGCCUGUGGAACAGGGUAUACGCCUGGACAGGCUGCCACAGGCCCCACCAUUGAAGAAGUAGAUUAAUCUUAUCUGGAGCUGGAGGGUUCUAGGGUGCUUGGAAGAUGAAAUUUGUUCCCAUCAUCUUCAUACAUUAUGAUUUUUGAAUUGACUGGACCUGAACCUAAAUUAACAUCAUUUUGGGAUUCUGGUGGAGGAGUCUCGUGUGUCAUCUUUUCAUACUUCAAUGUCCUGUUUUUGACUCUGGAAUGAAACUCUUAGGAAAUCUAGGCACCUCUUUGAACCAUAUGACGAAUUUGAAUGUAAUUUAUUUCUGGCCUCCCCAACUUCUUCUGUGUGGAUGGUUGCCACUCAGUAAAUUUGUUCCUAAAGCAAAUUA